Messenger RNA from Symbiodinium natans, 246 nucleotides. The record is from the annotation of a GenBank genome assembly. Lineage: Eukaryota; Dinophyceae; Suessiales; Symbiodiniaceae.
AUGCUCUACCUGGAUGGGAAGAGGAUCGUCGACAACAACGGCUGCCACGGGCCGCAGGAGCGGGCCAGCAUCGAGCAGACGCUGAGCCAUGGUGGCCACAAGCUGAGGGUGGAGAUGUGCGAGAGGGGCGGGGGCGAGACCCUGAAGCUGCAGUACAGCGGCCCGGACACCGGCAACUCCAAGGUCAAGAUCCCGAAAAGCGCCGUGAAGGCAGGCUUAGGGUGCAGGGUAGGGUUUAGGGUUUAG